Messenger RNA from Athene cunicularia (burrowing owl), 3797 nucleotides. It is a transcript of the gene MAPRE2, whose product is annotated as microtubule associated protein RP/EB family member 2. Gene Ontology annotation, cellular component: spindle midzone; microtubule plus-end; cytoplasmic microtubule. Bases 70 to 921 code for a protein of 283 amino acids. Gene Ontology annotation, molecular function: microtubule plus-end binding. The transcript has 7 exons. Lineage: Eukaryota; Metazoa; Chordata; Aves; Strigiformes; Strigidae. Gene Ontology annotation, biological process: protein localization to microtubule plus-end; regulation of microtubule polymerization or depolymerization; spindle assembly. The record is from RefSeq and is a predicted model, not a curated record.
UACCAAAUUGCUGCAAGGAAUAGUUCAAGCCGGCAACCAGGGCAAGUGUUUGGAUGCUCAAAUUGGGGAAUGGCGGUCAACGUGUACUCUACCUCUAUAACCCAAGAGACUAUGAGCAGACAUGACAUCAUUGCAUGGGUUAAUGAUAUAUUAGCUUUAAACUACACAAAAGUCGAACAACUCUGUUCAGGAGCAGCUUACUGCCAGUUCAUGGACAUGUUGUUCCCAGGGUGCAUUAGCCUGAAGAAAGUAAAGUUUCAAGCAAAGCUGGAGCAUGAAUACAUUCACAACUUCAAACUUCUGCAGGCAUCAUUUAAAAGAAUGAAUGUGGAUAAGGUAAUUCCCGUGGAAAAACUGGUCAAAGGGCGCUUCCAAGACAACUUAGAUUUCAUUCAAUGGUUUAAGAAGUUCUUUGAUGCUAACUAUGAUGGGAAGGAGUAUGAUCCUGUGGAAGCUCGACAAGGCCAAGACGCUCUUCCUCCACCAGAUCCUGGUGAACAGAUCUUCAACCUGCCCAAAAAGUCUCACCACGCAAACUCUCCAACUGCAGGUGCUGCUAAAUCCAGUCCAGCUUCUAAACCAGGAUCAACACCUUCUCGUCCAUCUUCAGCAAAAAAAGCCACACCAAGCAGCUCAGCAUCCAAAUCAGAUAAAGAUUUGGAAACUCAAGUCAUACAGCUCAGCGAACAGGUACAUUCAUUAAAACUUGCACUUGAAGGCGUGGAGAAGGAAAGGGAUUUCUACUUUGGCAAAUUAAGGGAGAUUGAACUUCUCUGCCAAGAACACGGGGGAGAGAAUAACGACCUUGUCAAUCGGCUAAUGGAAGUCCUUUACGCAUCAGAAGAACACGAGAGCCACACAGAAGAGCAUGAAGGUGAAGAGCAAGUCCAUGAACAGCCCCAGCAGCAGGAGGAGUACUGACUCACCCAGCGUCUCUGACAAUUUUCGUUUUGUGUGAGAACUUUAUUCUGGAGAAUGGAACAUGUGCGGCCUCAAACUUGAAAUCAGUUCACUCCAAGUCUGCCAUUAACAUUUAUGUACCAUAGUGAGUGCCAGCCAACCACUGCAUUCUGUACCCAUACUUUGCCAAGAUGCAUUUGCAGACGUCUUCUUUCAGUGUAUCUUCCCAAGAGGUUGUAGGGCUACAUCACCUACUGUACAUCACUGCAACUUCACCACUUGGCUGCUUGAGAUUUGUUCUGCUCUUUAAAAAAAAAAUAUUUAUUUUUUUUUCUUUUUUGUCUUAAGUAUGAUACACUUGUAACUUGUUCUAACAUAUUUAUAUUGGCAUUUUGUGUGGCAAGAAGUACCGUACCACUAGCUGUGUCUCUCACUUUGUGGUGCUUUCGCGUUUUCUAGUACAUCUGCCUUGGGGCAUAAAUUUGGUUGAACAAUUGGAAUAAAGGGAUACAGUGGAAGUCAUACUCAAGCCAUAAUGAUGAGGUGUGUUGUGGAGGAAAAUGCUCGUGUUGCUCAUGUUUAUUCCUUUCCUGCCUUCGCAAAAUGGAGGGCAGAGCAUCUGUUUCACUAGGAGAGAUUUAAACCCCUGUGUUAGAAAACUUGUUAGAAAGCUGCAUGGUAUGUUUUUUGGCUCAUUUCUGGAGGAACAGACAUCCACUUAAGUUUUUUUGAAAACCCUCCCAGAUUCCUGACUAGUCAAUAGACAUUUCCCAGCUUUUCUUCCUUCCUGAGGAAUCCAGUCCCAGCCUCCAGCUGCAGCUCUGCCUCCGCAGAGCUCAGUGCUGAGGGAGAAAUCUUGACACAGGUAUAACUGCAGGACAUGAUCUCUGCCAUCAUACUUGUCUUUCCACCCCUUAGAAGAGGACAAUGUAGGCCAGCCAUUUUUUUCACUAUCCUUCCCCCUUCUGCUGCCCCAGCUGUACAAGUAUGGAAGACAGACAUUUCCUCACUAGUGCAAGGCAUGAGGAAAAAACUAGCAACAGCACUAGCCUUGAACCCCCACCAAACUCCCUUUGAGUGGGUGGUGGACACCUCAUGGCUGUUGAGGCUGCUUCCAGAGCACAGAGAGGCAGUGAGGAGUCCUUUUGGACAGAGAGCACACAUCAGAGGGAGACCAGCUGACUGAGGGGCACAGAGCCAGUUCUGUGCUUGGUUGACCUUCCCCUGGUGAGGCUGGCAUGGUGCAGAACCGUGUCUGCCCUGGAGAUGUCUGCAGUGAGAGCGUUCCCUUCCAGUGCGGUCCCAUCACCCUGUUCUAAAUGGUGUUUUAUAAACAGAAGUAUCUUGAAGUAUGUAAAGCAUUCCUUAUUUUCCUCAUAAAACUGCGCAUUGUAGCCUCUCUGAAUAGUUAAUGCUUGAUAUUCUUGGUCUCUCACCUGAUUUUCUUAAUUCUCAAUUGUUACGCUGAUUUAACAGGUACAUGGAAGUCCAACCCCAAACAGCAGUUACUGAAAAACUCCAAAGCCUACUGAACAGCUAAAUCAUCUUAAACCUUUGUGGGGUCCUAAAGCAUAAGUUCCCAGCUUAUGCUUCCAUAGAAACAUUUUCAAUUAACCACCCCCAGCAUGCGCAGUUUUCUGUUCCUAAUCAAUCUUCUGCAGCUAAGUGGCUCUUAGUUAAAUGUGAGAUCACUGCUGUUGUGUGGCACCACAGACAAUAUAUAAUAUACUGUUAAGCACUAGAACAGGUAUUUCCACUUCCUUGAUCGCUCCCCUUGCUCAGCAGAAGAGUUUCUGGACCCUGCGGGCUGAAGGUUUCCCAGCCCUGCCUCCAGCAUUGACCUCAUGACCUACCUGGUGAUGAAGUGAAAGUACCGCAACCCGCGGGCCAACGCUUUCCCAUUUCAAUUGGUUACGAAUAAGGUCUGGUUUAUAAAAAUAUGUAUAUUCCGAAAUGAGUAUUUCCAAGAAUCACCACAAAUGGGGGAAUUGUCAUUUUUGUUGUAUUUGUGUUUAUUAGAACAUAUGUACCUAUUACAAUUGUCAUUGUAAUAAACGGUAGUUCUUCAUAAUACUGUUGAACUGAAGAGCAGUUACUAAUUUUUUACAGUCUCCAGAAUGUCCUUUAACCUGUAUGGGAUUUCUGAUGGGGCAAGAAGUUUUGGGAUCCAGGCUAUAAACAUAAUGUCAUCAACAUCAGUCUCUGCCUACUGCAGUUCAUCCUUCUGCUAAUGCUUGAGCAGAUGCAUGGAGAGCAUGUCAAAAGAAAAUGUUUUUCUAAAGGUGCAAGUGGUUGGGUUGCUGAGCACCCCAGAGGGUUCACAGCCCGGCUGUUUGUGCCUCUCUCCUUUUCUCUCUUUGAAGCACAUUUUUUAAAAAAAAAGAAUUAAAAAGCUGAACUUCAUUUCCUGAAAAUUUCUUAUAUCCUGUUUCUGGUCUGAGGACUGCAGCCCUCUCACUGCUUGUAACAAGGGGGAGGUGACCGACGGAGGGAGCUGGGGCAGUAAAGUACCUCGUGGGCACUAGAAAUUGGCUGCGCUGAGGGGAGAGCCAUGCUCUGAAAGGGGAAAGAGUUGUCCUUCAGCCCCCACCCCUGUGAGUAACCUAUUCUUCCGUUACGGUUUUAAUAUGCAUUUGUAAUUACCUUUACUAAAUAGCACACCAUAAAGCUUUGGUUAUAUAUUAAAUGUAAACUGAAAGGAAUGUAAACAUAUGUAUUGUUAAUUAUAAAUAGAUAAGUAAUGACAUAAUAGAUACAAAAAGUCUUAUUCAGAUGUAUCAGUCAUUUUACAUUAUCCACAAAUUGUCGCAUGGUAGAGUAGAUUUUUGUCUGAAUAUGUGAAUAACUUGACUUGCAUUUAUCUUUUUACAUAUUUAAUAAAAAAAUAUAUGUUAAAA